CACUGAAACCGGCUCUUCCAGGGCCCUUCCCUUUAACACCCCGGUGGAACAGUGAACUUAUAUAAUUAUUUUUUGUUUUAUGUCGGCGGACAUAAACUUGGGUCGCAACAACGCUAGCAGUCAGCGACGGCUGGAGUCUAGCAUCAACCUGUCUGUCUACACAGCAAAACGGAUACAUGCACUGUAUCAAUAUUGGAAAAAAGAAGAUAAGACAAUACGAACUUACUUUAGGGAGAUACAUUGUUUCUAGAGAAAGACAUACCGAACUCUCAGAGGACAAAAGGGGUGGACGAGAAAAUAAUAGACAAAGCCGACCGAGAAACAGGCGAAGAGAAAGGAGAGAGUGAGACAGGGGAAUGCGGUGAAAAUAGACCUAAUUCGGAGUGGUUGUCAGCUUCUUUUCUUUGUUAACCUCUUCGCGAUUUUCUUGUUCAUGGAUAUGUCACAAUAAUUUUCUCCGAAGGAGUGUAGACACUUGAAAAUAUCUGUCUUGAAAACAGUUUUUUUUCCCCUUGACGCAUACAAAUACAGUGUGAGAAGGGUAUUUACUUUUCUAUCAGGAGAUUGUCAGGGGAAGGGAGAGAGGGAGAGACACAGACAAAAAGUCUAUCUUUCUCUCUCUCUCUCUUUCUCUUUUUGUCUCCUGUCCGGCAAAUAGAUUAACAGUAACAACACAGAAGACUUACUGCUUUGCUCCCGCACCCCCGUCCAAUAAGUAGACCACAACCUCUUUGCCCCCUUUCCUCUUCUUCAGUCAUGACCUCCCCCUCCCCACCCCUCCCCUCCCCUUCUCCCUGCCCCCCUCCCCCGCCAUCUCUCCCCUCCUCCCCUACCCCAUCGUCUCCCGCCCCCUCCACCCUUCCUCCCCCUCCCUCGCUCCCUCCCACGGGAGAGGUGAUGAUCCUGGCGCUGGGGAGGAAGAAGCAGCGACUUCUCCUCUGUCUCUCAGUCCUGCCCAACCUCUUCCUGUCAUUCCUGCUUUCCUCCGACCCCCUCCUCACUCUCUCCUCGCCCCACCACUGCCGCCUCCCCGCGCCCUCCCCGCCCCCUCAGCUCCUCAAUUCCUCCCUGCCCUGGGAGCACGCUGACAUGGAGGGUCAGGCGGGGGGGUGGUCGCAGUGCAAGCAGUACCAGUUUGUCAACGGCACCCAGUCUGGCGUGGUGGGCUGCGAGGACGGCUGGGACUACAAUGUGACCGAAGGCCUGAGGAACAACAUAGUCACAGAGUGGGAUCUGGUGUGUGGUCAGUACUGGCUGGUGCCUGUGGAGGAGGUGUGCUUCAUCCUGGGAAUCCUCACCGGGUGCCUGGUCCUGGGCUAUACUGCUGACAGGCUGGGCAGACUGAAGACUCUGCUUACUUCCCUUACCCUGUCAGUUAUUUUUGGAGUGCUGGUGUGUGUCUCUCCCUCGCCUUCCGUCUUCAUCAUCACACGGUUCUGCCUUGCAGCGGCAACUGCCGGAGUCUACCUCACACUCUACAUCACACGUUUGGAACUUUGUGACCCAUCGCUAAGGCUGCUGGUCACCAUGGUGGCAGGCCUUACAACAGUUGCUGGGGAGUUGCUGUUGCUUGGCGUAGCUCUGGGAUGCCAGUCCUGGAGGGGACUGCUUGGAGCAGGGACUGCACCUCUCUCUCUCUUCCUGAGCUAUGGUGCACCAGGUGUGUUUCCCGAGUCUCCACGCUGGCUCCUUCUCACAGAGCAAUCCUCAGACCUGCACUCCUUCAGCGAGCGGAGAGAGAGAGAGAGGGAUGAUGAAAGCUUCACAGAGCUGGAGUCGGACCCGCCCCCCUCCACCCGCCCGCACCUCUCCUUCCCCGAGCUUCUGCACAGCAGGAACAUCUGGAAGAAUAUGUGCGUGCUGGGGUUCACCUCGUUAAUCUCUCACGGAAUCAGUCACUGUUACAGCUCGUUCCGGCGUGACGUCAAAGGCACGGCCCCCAGUUUCUAUUGGACUUACCUGCUUUCUGUGUGUGCGGGCGGUGCUGCCUGGCUGUUGCUGUGGGCCACUGUGGACAGGUGUGGUCGCCGUGGCAUCCUGCUUCUGGCAAUGACGAUGACAGGUCUGGCCUCUCUGAUUCUGCUGGGGCUCACUGAGUAUCUCAGUGGGUCGGCCAUUACGGUUUUCUCAGUGCUCGGCCUCUUCUCCUCCCAGGCUGCAGCCUCCCUCUGCAUCCUCUUCACAGCUGAGGUCAUCCCAACGGUCAUCCGAGGCAGCGGAGUUGGCCUGGUCAUGGGCCUGGGCUGCGUGGGCCGCCUCAGCUCUCCGCUCAUGGACCUGUGGAAUCACUACGGCUACUUCCUCCACCACGUGGUGUACUCUUCCCUGGCCCUGCUGGCCGUGCUGUCCAUCCUGCUGCUGCCCGAGAGCAAGAGGAAGCCCCUGCCCCAGACGCUGGCCGACGGGGAGCAGUACCGGCGCCCCCCGCUGGGCCGGAGGAGGAGGGACAACGUGCCCCUCCUGGCCACGCCCAACCCGGAGACCUAGCGCCUGGCCGCGCUCCUCUGCCACAGCCGCCCGCCAGAGCAUCACCGACGCCCGUGCAGCGCAGAGAGCGGGAAACUCUGCUGCCAGGCGAUGCUGGCCACGCAGGCGAAGAGAAGGGUGGGGCUGGCGGCGGGGGU
Molecule: messenger RNA, 2624 nt
Organism: Anguilla anguilla (European eel)
Lineage: Eukaryota; Metazoa; Chordata; Actinopteri; Anguilliformes; Anguillidae
Gene: slc22a17
Product: solute carrier family 22 member 17
Exons: 10
Coding region: 757-2487 (576 amino acids)
Biological process (GO): transmembrane transport
Cellular component (GO): membrane
Molecular function (GO): transmembrane transporter activity
Source: RefSeq, a predicted model, not a curated record